UCAGGUGACGGCCCGCGGAGCGGAAGUGCCGCGCGGAAAGGGGUCCGGCGGGAGGGGGGUGCCGAGGCGGCGCGGGAGAAGCCGAGCCCCGCGUGUGAAGUCUCCGGUGUCGUUUUGUCGCCGUGAGCGCACUGCCGGGACACUGAGGCCAACGGCCGUGGGCCCGGGAGGACCAGCCGUCCGCGCGGCCUGGGCAUGGAAGCGGAGGCCGCGGGCAGCUAUUCCCUUGAGCAAGCUCAAGCAUUUUACCCGUCGUUUCCAUAUCAACCAGUGAUGGCUGAAGCUCCUCACCUGGCAGUCCCGGCGACAGAACAGCAGAUGCCAGCAGAAGCCCCCGCCCCGGCUCCUGCCCAGGAACCUGUGAAAGGGACUCCAAGAGGAAGGAAGAGAAAAGCCAGAGUGUCAGAGCCCACGGCACCCAUGGAAGCCAAGAAACCUGCUGAGUCCAAAAAAUCCAGCAAGGCCACAAAGUCCAAGGAAAAGCAAGAAAAAAUUACAGACACAUUCAAGGUGAAAAGGAAAGUAGACCGUUUCAACGGCGUGUCCGAGGCAGAACUUCUGACCAAGACGCUCCCUGAUAUUUUGACCUUCAAUCUGGACAUCGUGAUUAUUGGCAUAAAUCCAGGCCUCAUGGCUGCCUACAAAGGGCAUCAUUACCCUGGACCUGGAAACCAUUUCUGGAAGUGUUUGUUCAUGUCGGGGCUGAGCGAGGUCCAGCUCAGCCACAUGGACGACCACACCUUGCCUGGAAAGUAUGGGAUCGGCUUUACCAACAUGGUGGAGAGGACGACGCCGGGCAGCAAGGACCUCUCCAGUAAAGAAUUUCGUGAAGGAGGACGUAUUCUAGUACAGAAAUUACAGAAAUAUCAGCCACGCAUAGCGGUGUUUAAUGGAAAAUGUAUUUAUGAAAUUUUUAGUAAAGAAGUUUUUGGAGUAAGGGUUAAGAACCUGGAAUUUGGGCUUCAACCACACAGGAUUCCUGACACAGAAACUCUCUGUUACGUUAUGCCAUCGUCCAGCGCCAGAUGUGCGCAGUUCCCCCGCGCCCAGGACAAGGUUCACUACUACAUUAAGCUGAAGGACCUGCGGGACCAGCUCAAGGGCAUCGAGCGGAACACGGACGUGCAGGAAGUGCGCUAUACGUUUGACCUGCAGCUCGCCCAAGAGGAUGCAAAGAAGAUGGCUGUGAAGGAGGAGAAGUACGACCCGGGUUACGAAGCUGCCUACGGCGGGGUGUACAGCGAGAACCCAGGGGGCGCUGAGCCCUGCAGCCUCGCCUCCAACGGGCUGGCCGGCAGUGCCGAGUUCGGGGAGUCGGCGUUCGGUAGCAUCCCGAAUGGACAGUGGAUGCCCCAGCCUUUCACGGACCAGACCCCGCCCUUGGCCGACCGUCCUGGACCGCAGGAGCUGCAGGAAGGGAGCCACGCCUGAGGACGGAGCUUCCAUGCUGCCGGCUGCUGCAGUUCUAGUGCAGCUCUCGGGAAGGCCGCCUCGGUUCCUGACUGACGCCUAUCAGUCGUGCUUACCCGAGUGAUAACCCUGGCACGGCAGAGCCGUGUGACAGAAUCAGCCCUAUGGACCUGAGUAGUUGGGAAGGGAGAAAUAGGGGCUUUUUUAUGCGUUUUUGUAUUUGAACUAGCUCUCAUGCCAGCUUUUUAUAUGCUAUAUUUCCUUUAUGAAGAAUCCGAUUUUCUUGUUGGAAUCACUCCCGAUCUGUAAUUUUAAAAUACAGCAGGCUGACUGAGCAUGGUGGUGCAUGCCUGUAAUCCCAGCCACUUGGGAGGCUGAGGCAGGAGGAUUGCCAUGAGUUCAACACCAGCCUAGGCUACAUAGUGAGACACCAUGCAACAGUUUGAAUAUUUAUACUUGAUUCCUAACUGUGUACCCCUCACUAAGCUAUUACCCUUGUGUGCCCAAGAUGGGCAUCUGGCCAGACGACACUGGGGAGAGGCAGGUGACCACGCCAGACAGAUGAGCUCAGGCCUGCCAGCUCGUGUUCACGCUCAGGCCACUUCCCUUUGCCGUGGUGACGUCUGUGACAGUGGCUCAGAGUAGAAACACUGGCGUUGCCGUGGCCAGGCUAACGUGGCCCUGUGGACAGGGCCUGACCCUGUGUGCUAAUUAUUGGUCUAGUGGGCAGUAUGUCCGCCGAGCUGGCGGCUUCCAGAGACACAGGAGACUGUGCUGCUUGUCUCUAGCUCCCAGGCGUGGAUUUGCUGGGGAGGAACUGGAUCUGUCAGCGCUCGUCUCCUCUGAGUUUACCCUGCUUGGCACGGAGCGUCAUAGGAAAGGAACUUUCAGGCUGAGCCACCAGGUGCUGCAGGUGUUUGAUAAUCUUAUUUAAACAGGUGCUUUGUGUACAUGAGAUGUACUAAAUUAAACAGUAGAUGUUUUCCUAUUAGGUCGAUGUAAUGAGUCAAUAAUUUAGAAACUAGAUGUGCAUCCUUGCUGUUUGCUACUGUGAGCGCAGCGAACCUCACAGAAAGGUGCAAUUCUGGACUUUUGUGAGUUUCUAACGCGUUUUCCAUGGUGCUACGAACAGUCCAGCCCGCAGGCCGUGCGCACUCACUCUGACACUCCCAGGCCCUGACUGUGUGGCCAGGUGCGCGCCUUUGCGGCAGUGUGAGCGCCCUGAGGUUUCCCUGUCCCGCAGGAGGGCGUGUGGCCUGCGUUCUAUUUAUAAGAGGAACAAGUCCUUGCUGUAAAUCUUACCCUGCUCUUUAGCUGUAGCCAUGAUGGAUUGUAUUUUUAUUUGUGUGGGUCACGCAGUGUGGAAGUUGCUCGUGGUAUUUAAAUGAUGCGCGGUGCUGCUGUGCACGCGGCGAUCCCGGGGUGGAGCGGCUUGUGUCAGGGACCAGGAGGGGGGUGAUGGUCUCCCCGGCCCGGUGCCGCUCGCUGCGUUCUGCCCUGGCCCUGCCGUAGGCUUCUCUUGGGCUGCCAGCCACUGACCAGCGUGGGGUUCGGGCUUCCCAAGCGUAUGGGCACAAUGGAUUCAUCCAACAGGACGGAUGACUAGAAAAUGUUGACAUACCCUGUACAUGACAGUAUAGACUUUUCAUUAAAUGAUAUUGAAAGAUUUUUAAAUUCA
Molecule: messenger RNA, 3088 nt
Organism: Chinchilla lanigera (long-tailed chinchilla)
Lineage: Eukaryota; Metazoa; Chordata; Mammalia; Rodentia; Chinchillidae
Gene: Tdg
Product: thymine DNA glycosylase
Exons: 10
Coding region: 196-1431 (411 amino acids)
Biological process (GO): base-excision repair, AP site formation
Cellular component (GO): nucleus
Molecular function (GO): mismatch base pair DNA N-glycosylase activity
Source: RefSeq, a predicted model, not a curated record